Drosophila melanogaster (fruit fly) is the source of this 876-nucleotide messenger RNA. RefSeq names its product cuticular protein 78Ca (gene Cpr78Ca). NCBI's taxonomy places the organism in Eukaryota, Metazoa, Arthropoda, Insecta, Diptera, Drosophilidae. The transcript has 2 exons. The record is from RefSeq and is marked reviewed. The coding region runs from base 134 to 517 and encodes 127 amino acids. Gene Ontology annotation, cellular component: chitin-based extracellular matrix. Gene Ontology annotation, molecular function: structural constituent of cuticle; structural constituent of chitin-based cuticle.
ACUGCCGCUCCAUAACGGUUAAUACUGGGGUACUGACUUUGGUUCUGGUUCAGAGGCAGCCGUAUCGAUAUAUCAGGUUCAAGAUCCACAGCGUAAAGGCAAACAUUUGAAUUAAUUUUAAUGUAAUUAGGCGAUGAUGUCGUUCGGCAAGAUUGUGGUAUUCCUGGUCCUAGUCCUAGUUCAACUAAUCCAUUGUACGCGCUUUACUGCGCCAUCUUUGGACAGGACCAUCUACUACCGGAAUACGCCACCCGAUCCCUUCGGUCACUACAGCUUCGAGUUCCAGACCACCAACGGCAUUACCACCAAGGGAGCUGGUAAUGAGAACGGAGCCGUCGGAGUGGUUCAGUUCGUUUCUCCCGAGGGUAUACCCGUUACCUUCUCGUACGUGGCCGAUGCCAAUGGAUAUCAGCCCACCGGAGAUCACAUUCCCGCCAUCCCGCUGCACGUUAUCCGCCAGUUGGAGUACAUCCGCACGCAUCCACCGGUGGAUGAGAUUCGGUCCAGACGUUGGUAAAAAAACAGGACAUUAAAAAAAUUAUAUAUUGACUUCUAAAUAGCUGUCGAUGGGCUGGCUGAAUAUCGUCGUUACACUUCGGAAUAUUUUUAUUUCGUAUUUAUGUUAAUUGUUUUUCCAUGCAAAUCGGACCAGAAGAGAACAACAAAAGCAUGCCAAAAUCUACAGCAAGUCAAUAUAUAUUCUAGAAUUAUAAAUAAAGUGCUAGACUUAAUUGAUCUGCGUUCCUGGAGUCCGGAAAGUUUGCCUAAAUGCAGGAACUAUGUUCAAUAAAUUGCAAUCAAAAUCCGUACAUUAUACGAGUACUGCAAUGGUGAAACUGGCUAAAAUAUGAUAAGCAUGUUUGUGGAAUUCAAUUU